Messenger RNA from Vespa mandarinia (Asian giant hornet), 297 nucleotides. The record is from the annotation of a RefSeq genome assembly. NCBI's taxonomy places the organism in Eukaryota, Metazoa, Arthropoda, Insecta, Hymenoptera, Vespidae.
AUUUGUGAUAAAAUUUUAUUAAAUUAUAUAUUUGGAUUAAUUUUAUUUUUAAUAAGAUCAUUUUUAAUAUGAAAAUUUUAUGAUCAUGUAUUGAUAUUAUUAAUUUGUAUUGAAUUUGUUGUUGUUAUUGUAUUAUUUAAUAUCUUUAUAAUAUUAAUAAAUUUAAGAAUAGAGUUUUAUAUAUUAAUUUUUAUAGUUAUAUUUGUAAUAGAGGGGGUUAUGGGAAUUUCCAUAGUUGUUUUAAUUAUCCGUUAUAAGGGUAAUGAAUAUAUAAAAAGUUUAAGAUUAGUAUGAUAA